Wyeomyia smithii (pitcher-plant mosquito) is the source of this 1651-nucleotide messenger RNA. RefSeq names its product serine protease snake-like. The record is from RefSeq and is a predicted model, not a curated record. Gene Ontology annotation, molecular function: serine-type endopeptidase activity. The coding region runs from base 198 to 1379 and encodes 393 amino acids. NCBI's taxonomy places the organism in Eukaryota, Metazoa, Arthropoda, Insecta, Diptera, Culicidae. The transcript has 5 exons. Gene Ontology annotation, biological process: proteolysis.
ACUAUCAAACUGCAAUAAUCAAUUAGUGAAGUCGGAUGGCAAGAACAGUCUGUGAAACAUUCUUUCUGCAGACACUAGUUUUUUUCCAAAAUAGUUUAAUCGUAUGGAAGAAUGAAUUCAAUAUUUCAUUAAGUGAAUAAAGUGGAUGGAAACACGGCAUCAAGUCGCAUUCAAGCAGCGAAGCUGAAUGGGUUAAGAUGCGAUAUUACGCCCCGCAAUUGGCGCUAGUUCUCACGCUUUUGUGCUUGUUCCGGGUCGCUAGUGUGAAUGCUCAACAAGGUGAUUUAGCAAUCGGCGAUCAGUGUGUGGUCCAAAGAACAAAUGCUCCCGGUAUUUGUCGGCUUAUUUCUGACUGUGCAUCUGUGAUUGAUGACAUACGAAACCGUCGGGGAAGUCCUACUAAGUGUGGAUUCGCGAAUAAAGUACAAGUUGUUUGUUGCCCAGAUGGAGUUCAAUUGAGGACUACAUUAGCCAGUAUGCCGGAAACAUCAACCGCGACCAAUCAUCCCAGGAUAGUGGAAAAAUGUACUGAAUUCGGCGAGGCUGUGUUUUCCAAAGAGUAUGUCAAUGCGCUGGGCGUCGAUGAGCCGAAACUGCACCGACUGGAUAAAUGUGGUCACAAGGCGGUCGAGUUGAUUGUCGACGGUGAAGCUGCAAAAUCGAGGGAAUUCCCUCACAUGGCACUGAUUGGGUACGGCACAGCACCUGCGAUACACUACCUGUGCGGUGGGUCACUAGUGUCGGACCGGUUUGUACUAACCGCUGGCCACUGUGUCAACACAAUCGAAUACGGUCCCGCAAGUACGGUCCGACUGGGCGAACUGGCUCUAGACUCCUCAAACGACGAGGCCUUUCCAGAAGAUUUCAACAUCGCUGAAUUGAUCCCACAUCCAGAGUACAAGCAAACCUCGCAGUACAACGAUAUCGCCUUGGUCAAACUGGAGCGAAAAGUAAUCUUUUCACCGUACAUUAGACCGAUCUGUCUGCCGACAAAAAGCGAUUUGAACAACAAACGGGCCAUCGCCACUGGUUGGGGAACAAUUGGAUAUGGGGAAGCUACAAGCCCAGUCAUGCUGAAGGUGGUGCUGGAAAUGUUCAAUUAUGACGAAUGUGCAAAAAAUUUUGAAGCGAAUCGUAGGUUGCAAGACGGGCUAAAACGAGACAGUCAAAUUUGCGCUGGAUCUCGAAACUCCUCAAAGGAUACAUGCCAGGGCGAUUCUGGUGGACCGCUCCAAAUCUAUAACGACCAGAAUGUCUACUGUACGUACACAAUCAUAGGAAUUACUUCCUUCGGAAAAUAUUGUGGCUUGGCAGGUUCUCCUGCAGUCUAUACUCGUGUUUAUCAAUACAUUUCAUGGAUCGAAAAUCUAAUAUUUUAGCAUCGACCAUCAGCAAGGACUGCCUUUCAGCCGUUUUAUAAGUUCGGUAGGUACUGUCUUCCAACCGAGUUUCAAAGUAACUUGUGACACGGAAAUUCUAUCAAACAAAGACAAAACAACAAGUUUAAAUACUAAUCAUUGAAAAGCUGAACCAUAGCAUGAAAAUCCGAAAUUUCCAAAUUUGGGUACAUGCGAUACUAAUGUAUUCGGCUUUCAAUAAAAUAUUCAUAAUAAAUAUCAACAAUUAUCUCUGGUAAUAGAGGUAAAACUCA